Protopolystoma xenopodis is the source of this 483-nucleotide messenger RNA. NCBI's taxonomy places the organism in Eukaryota, Metazoa, Platyhelminthes, Monogenea, Polystomatidea, Polystomatidae. The record is from the annotation of a GenBank genome assembly.
AUGAUCAUCAACCUUCCUAUCCAAUCAAUUAAGCGGAUCCACGAAUACAAGCGCCAGCUACUCAAUGUUUUGCAUGUCAUCACUUUGUACAACAGAAUUAAGGAAGGCAAAGGAGGCCCUGUCUGUCCACGCACAGUGAUGAUUGGUGGCAAGGCGGCUCCGGGCUAUCAUAUGGCUAAACGCGUGAUUAAGCUUAUUAACAACGUGGCCAGUGUAAUCAAUGAGGAUCCUGAAGUGAACAAAAAGCUACAGGUAUAUCUAAUAUUCCUGAUAAAUUACCGAGUCAGCCAGGCUGAGAAAAUUUUCCCCGCCUCUGAUCUUUCAGAACAGAUUUCAUUAUCUGGCACCGAGGCUUCAGGAACUGGUAAUAUGAAAUUUAUGGUAAGAAAUCUAGGUUGUCAUGUAAACUUUCAAAAUCACUUGAUUUCGAGUCUCAAGCUAAAAUUGCUUAUGCGGUUAUUAAUAUUUUUUAACUUGACUUAG